AGAGCCGUAAGACUGCUAAGGGGAUUCCUUUACAUUGCGUAAAAUGUUCUGCUCAUAAUCUGUGCAUGCGUGAAGACGCAGGUUAUUUAUGCUGGCUCGCUGGCCCGGGGAUUAUCCUGCAGCGUUACACACAGGGAGGAGAGAACCAGUGGGAGGAGCAAGGAUGAGGGCUAAAUCAACACAUAGAUUAGCCAAUAGAAAAGCAGGACUAACAGAGCCGGGGGUGAAAAGAAGAUAAGGAGUUAGACAAACAAACACAGGAAGAGAGACAGUCUGAAAUCUCAAUGUGGAGUCAUAAAAAAAAAUGGUGAAUGAUGGAUUUACAAGGGAGUUGAAGGGUGAACAAGGUGCCAGAUAAAAAGGAAAGAUCUGAGUUUUUUUUUAAAUCUAAUCUAACAGUAUCUCAGUUGUUGUUUGUUGUGUACCUGCUCGGGCUGGCGCAGCUUAACUGUUGCCCUGGACCUGUUGAGGAAAACACACGGCCGGAGGAAGGGCACCCGGAGGAGACGGGCCGUUGCCAGAUCCAGCAGGAAACUUGAACACAGGCUCCGUGGAGCGAUGAGGACGGCCAGGCGUGCGAGCAACGUGGAGGUGCCCUCUUUCCUCCGCCAGCUGGUGAAAGAGACGGAGAAGAUGGUCACCUUCUUUUUCAAAGGAGGGUCCAGGGAAGCAGGGUCCGGAGAGGAGGACGGUUUCGAUGAUGACGACUCCCUGCCGAGCCCUUACCUGGACCGCCCCAACUUGGAGAAGAACGUGUCAGAGGGGGGUUCCGAUUUAGGGGUGAACUAUGCGGUGGCAAGCAUGCAGGGCUGGAGGGCUCAGAUGGAGGAUGCGCACACAUGCAUGCCCCAGCUGAAAGGAAACCUGGAGGACUGGUCAUACUUUGCCGUUUUCGAUGGACAUGCCGGCAUCACAGUAGCACAGUACUGCUCCAGAAACCUGCUGGAUCAAGUCCUGGCAACAGGUAGGAUCCAAGCAAACGAGGAGCCUGAGGAGGUGAAAGAGGGGAUACGUGAGGGCUUCCUCGCCAUCGACCGUCACAUGCAUAAAAUGGCCCGCCAGGACAACUGGGACAGAAGCGGCUCCACGGCCGCGGCCGUCAUGAUUUCCCCGCGCUACGUUUACUUCAUCAACUGCGGGGACUCGCGCACCCUGCUCUGCCGCAACGGCCAAGUGGUCUUCUACACGGAGGACCACAAACCCUUCAACCCCAGAGAAAAAGAGAGGAUCCAGAACGCCGGAGGCUCAGUGACCCUGCAGAGGAUCAACGGCUCGCUGGCUGUCUCCAGAGCGCUGGGGGACUUUGACUUCAAGGAGGUGGACUGGAGGCCUCAGACAGAGCAACUGGUGUCCCCAGAACCGGAGGUGUACGAGAUGGAGAGGACGCCCGAAGACGAGUUCCUGAUUUUGGCUUGUGACGGCGUCUGGGACGCCAUUGGGAAUGAGGAACUGUGCGCCUUUGUGCGCAGCCGUAUGCAGGUGUGCGACGACCUGAGGGAGAUUUGCACCCAGGUCAUUGACCUCUGUCUCUAUAAGGGCAGCUUGGACAACAUCAGCAUCAUCAUCGUCUGCUUCCCUGGUGCCCCCCAGGUGUCGCAGGAGGCGCUGCAGAAAGAAGCAGAGCUGGAGCAGCAGAUCGAUUCCAAAGUGGAAGAAAUCGUCCAGAUGAUGAGGUCCAAGGAGGAGGACCCUGACCUUCUGUAUGUGAUCAAAUUCCUGGCAGCAGAAGAGAUUGCCGGGCUUCCACCGGGAGGAGGGAUCACCAGCAAGAGAGACUGCAUCAUUUCCGCGUAUCAGAAACACGUCAUGGCCCACAGGACUCAGGAGCCCAUGGACAUUGAAGGAUCAGAGGAGGACUCAAACUAAAACUGCCACCAUGGGAACGGAAUCUACAUCAGCCUCCUCAUCUCCGUGGAGAUCAAGAUGUUUUAACCAGAAGUGUUACAUUUUAGAUGAGCGUGUAAUCUACUAAACACGCUCUCCUUGACAAUGACCCACAUAUUUGCUUUUUGGUCAAUUAAAAUGGAAUUUUACUUGAAAAAUCAUGUUGCUCAUUUGUAACCUUGUAUAUUAUUGAAUGACAACAGUUUAAGCAGCUUUUGUCUGUAACUUAUUCAAGGGAAAUUGAAGCAGGUGUUCAAAUAAUUGAAACAUAUGUUGAAAUUGUUCAGAAACAUUUGAAUUAUUGAAUAAUAAUAUUUUUUUUAAUUAGAGGGCAUCAAUAAAAAAUGA
Menidia menidia (Atlantic silverside) is the source of this 2232-nucleotide messenger RNA. The record is from the annotation of a GenBank genome assembly. Lineage: Eukaryota; Metazoa; Chordata; Actinopteri; Atheriniformes; Atherinopsidae.